GGAGGAGGGCUUGAUGCCUUUGCACCAAAUGACUGGACAGGGAUGAGUGUGUUUCUGUGAUGUCGCCGGACUAAAUGCGGGGAUGUUUUGGAGCUGCGACCGAGCAAAUCUGUAACUUUGUAUGAGAUGUUUUGGACCUGCUGCAAGCUUGCAUCCGUUUUGGGAAAAGGACGAGCUCUCAUUUGCUGUCCUGAUUGAAACAAUUGCUGUUGGGACUAAAUAAACAAAUAAAUCUCACAGGCAAAGAUGGAAAGUGGAGUUUUUCUGCCUUCCCUGGAUCAGUUCAUGCUCAGCCCACUUGUCACUUGGGUGAAGACAUUCCUUCCAAAUGAUGGAGGCGUUCAUUUGGACUUCUCGGACCUGCUGGAUGGAGUGGUUCUGAAUGAGAUAAUGGCUCAGAUAAAUCCCUCAGCUGCACCUCAAGGUGCCAAAAACAUCUGCAAAGAUCCGAGUCAGAAGAUCAGAAGUCUGAACUUUCUUGUUCAACAAAUCAAGACUUAUUAUCUGGAUCAUCUGAGACAGUUAAUCGUGAUUCCUUUGCCAGACGUGUUGCUGCUCGCCAGCACUCCUUACUGCGAACAAAGCCUGGAUGAAAUGAAGAAACUUUUGCUGCUGCUGUUGGGAUGUGCAGUCCAGUGUGAGAAGAAGGAGGAGUACAUCGAGAGGAUCCAGACACUUGACUUUGAAACGAAAGCUGCAAUAGCUGCUCAUAUUCAGGAGCUGACCCACAGUCAGGAGAACGUGUUGGACCUACAGUGGCUGGAGUCUGAUGAAAUGCAACCAGAAGAGAUGGAAACCGUUUUGAGGAACAUGGCCUCACUCCUCCGACAGCUUCUGGACCAGAGAGACGCACAUCUGGAGACUAUAGCAGAUCUAACGCAGGAGAAAGAAGGAGUUGUGACUUUGCUUGGGAACCCCUCCGCCCCACAACCUGAUAGCUUUUCUCCCAGCAUGCAACAGCAGCAGAGAGGGACGCCACAACACCUGGGGGUGGAGCUGGCUGACUCCAAAGCAAAGAUCAGACGACUCAGACAAGAACUAGAGGAGAAGAGUGAACAGAUGCUCGACUGCAGACAUGAGCUGGAGAACAUGGAGACAGAACUGAAGAGGAUCCAGCAGGAGAACUCCCAGCUGCUCGUGGAYGCCCGUGCCGCCCGCACCUAUCGGGACGAGCUGGACGUCCUGAGAGAGCGAGCCAUCAGGGCAGACAAGCUGGAGAGCGAAAUCGGACGCUACAGGGAGCAGCUGCACAAGAUGGAGUUCUACAAAACCAAAGUGGAGGAGCUAAAAGAGGACAACAGGGUGCUGCAAGAGACCAAAGAGGUGCUGGAGGAGCAGCUGGAAGGCUGGAGGACUCGAACAGAUAAAAUCCACCUUCUAGAAAAGCACAAUCUGCUGCUGAAGGCUCGGAUCCAUGACAUGGAGCAGGACAAGGAGUCGGAUAUGAGGCACAUCAAGGAGCUSCAGGAGGAGAACCUGGCUCUGUGUUUGGCUCAGAGGAGGAGCAUGGAGGAAUCCCAACACCUGGGCUGGGAGCUGGAGCAGCUCUCCAAGAGCACAGAAGCCCCUCAUGGGCAUCAAACUCUGAGUGAAGAGGUCAGUGAGAAAACACGAAGUCAAAUUCUGAAGCUGGAAAAAGAGAACCAAAGUCUGCUGAGGAUCAUCGAGGAGCUCAGCUGCACAAAACCCAAAUCCAGCCGCCGCGUGGUGUGCAGCCCCGACAACUCUACCUCAUCAACAGGGGGCUCCUCCGUCAUGCAAACCUCCUGCUCCGUUACAGAAAACUGUCACACUGCACUAACACAGAACGGAGACUCAAACUGUCAUCAGGAACCUGUUCGAGAAGAUCUGGAGGAUGAGAUCUUUCUCACAGAUAAUCCAGAACUGUGUACGCAGGAGGGAGUACAGUCAGGAGAUCACAGCAGUGCAGAGUAUUUUAACAAGAUGACGUCAGAUCUGGAUGUUUUACAGAAUGCCAACAAUACACUGCGUUGCAUUGUUGGAGCAGAUGAUCACUCCUAUCGUUUAAAGAGCAGCAGUCCUUGUCAUGACGUCUUCACAGAUCUGCCAGCACGUUCCUCUUAUGUCAGCAAGCAUUCAAAGCGACUGGAGGUUAAAUGCAGGGGUCUGCACACAGCUAAUCAGCAGCUACAGACUUCUCUUUACAACACCGAGCGAAAAGUUCAGCGCCUGGAGGCAGAAGUUCAGGAGCUGGAAGCUGAAAACCAGACUCUGCAGGCCUCCUUGGAAGAACUUCGGAUUUCUGCGAGACGUUUGGAGCAGGUGGAAGCAGAGAAGCAGAACCUGGAGCAUGAAUCCAGUGCUCUGGAAAGAGACAAGAGGCAGCUGGAGAAAGAGAAUCGACGACUCCGGCAGCAGGCUGAGAUUCAGGAAGCCAACUUAGACAACCGUACUGUUUCCAUGGCUAGCUUGGAAAGAGAGUUUCGUUUCCUACUGCAGGAGGUGGAGGGUUUAAGGGAGACUUCAGGGAGGGUCAAAGUACUCGAGAGCAACAUUAAAGAACUGACCAAACAAGCAGCUAUUGACCAGAAGACCCUGACAACCCUCAGGCAGGAGUUGGUGAGCGAAAAGCUGAAAACUCAAGAAAGAGACAGAGAAGUGGAGAGAAUUAGCCAUGAGCAGGAGACAAAAGCCCAGGAGAGUAUGCAGCAAGAAACAGCAGAUAACAGCAGGUUUAAGAUGCUAGAAUCGGAGCUGGAGUCGUCGCUUAAAAACUCCCUGCAAAUUAAAGAUGAGAAGAUAGCUGCUCUGCAGGCUCGUCUGCAGGAAUCCUCCUCCCUCAACCAGCAGCUGCGUCAGGAGCUGAAGGCUUUGAAGCUGAGCUACGAGGCUUUACAGCAGAGGUGGCAGGAGGAGGAGGAGUGGACGACAUCGAGCUCCAGUCCUCCAACAGAGGCCAGCAGGUCCAUGACCGAGUGGCUGCGAGGAAACCAGGAGGCCACCAAGGAACUGCUGCAGCUCAAAGAUCGCCUCAUUGAAGUGGAGAGAACCAAUGCGACCCUGGAGGCGGAGCGUCAGGCUGUGCAGGGUCAACUAAAACAGUUAGAAAGUCAGUCAGACAGCCAGCAGGCUCAAAUCCUGGCCCUGCAGAGGCAGGCUGCUUCACUGCAGGAGAACAACACAGUCCUGCAGACACACAACGCCAACCUGCAGGUGGAGAAGUCCACGCUGAACUCCCAGAGCGCCUCUCUCCUGGCCCAGAAUGCUCAGCUGCAGCAGCAGCAGUCCAGGAUGGAAAGCGAGCGGGACGGCGCUGUACGGACACACGAAGAGCUGCGCGGCGCUCACGAGCAGCUGCUACGAGAUCACGAGCGGCUGACGGUUCUGCAUGAGCGCCAAGCCAUGGAAUAUGAGGCCCUGAUGGGCAAACACACCUGUCUGAAAAAUGCCCACCGCACGCUGGAGCUGGAGCACCGAUCAUUACAGGACAGGUACAACAAUCUGUUGCAACAGAGGACCAAGCUUGAGGACCAGGAGAAAACUCUGAAGGAGGAGCAGAUGAGGAUGACUCUGGAGAAAGAACAACAUCAGACAACAGCAGCCGAAUGUGGCAGGCUGCGGGACGAGAAAAACUGGCUCAACCAGACGUACCGCCAGCUGCUCAAUGACAACGAGGCGCUGAGCGAGGAUCACAAGCAGCUGAAGAGCCAGCUGAACGACAGCAAGCUGGAGCACACCUGGCUGGAGGCAGACUUUUCCAAACUCAAAAAGGAGUUUCAGGAGCUGGACAUCACCUCCACAAAACUGAGCAACCAGUGUGAGUUGCUGGGCCAGCUGAAAGGAAACCUGGAGGAAGAAAAUCGCCACCUGCUCGCUCAGAUUGAGACACUGAUGUUACAGAACCGCACCUUGUUGGAGCAGAACCUGGAAAGCAAGACCAUGUUUCAUGUUGAAGAGCGGCAGUAUAUUGACAAACUUAAUGAUUUGAGGAGGCAGAAGGAGAAGCUGGAGGAAAAGAUAAUGGACCAGUACAAGUUUUAUGAACCUUCACCUUCUCGCAGACGUGGAAGCUGGAUAGCUCUAAAACUCAAGAAACUAAUCAAAUCCAGCAGCCGUGAGCACGGACCCGAGAGCUCGAACUCGGCUGUGGCCGAGCCCCAGACCUCCUCUCAGGACAACGGCUCCCUCAUCAGCUCAGACGGAUCCGGAGGCUCCGCCUCCACCUCUGCAGGUGAAGCUGUCUCACAGCAACACACCAGCACCCCCCUGAAAAAGUUUCCCCAUUUGAGAACCAGGCUAAAGAACAGAGACAAAGUCAAGUUCCUCUUCCGUCGUUCCAUGUCUUUGAGCAGCUUAUCCCACCCCUCGCCCUCAUUUGAGGCAAAGCAGGAAGCGUCAGAGGCUGAGGUGGAGGAAGACCGGCUGACUUCAUCUUUUACUUCCUCCACUUUGUCCCUCCUUCACCCUCCCACCACUCUGCCAUCCAGCCGUUUUCACAGCUCCAUCACUGACACUGUUCCAGAUGUUUCUGCRCUGUGGGGGACAGUCAAAGAUUGGAACGGCAGCACGGUGCCAGCUGGACGCGAGGACGGCGACAAGCUGCAGAAUCACGGGCCGAAUGGAGUCCAUAGUCGAGCCCAGAGUGAAAGCAGCAGUGAGUUCAGCUUGAGCUUGGAAAAUGAGCCGUGGUCAAACGGCAGCAGUCCCRUCCAAAAGCCCCCAACACAGAACUCCUCCUCCCUCCAGCCACCUUGUGAUGCCUCCASCCCCCAACGGCAUAUAAAGCUGCAGCAGCACAAAGAGAAACCAUCUACUGAGCCUGUUGCAAGCAGCCAGAGCUCAGAAAYCCAGCCUGUACAAAAAGAGAAAGAUCCCGGGCUCUCUCAGGACUUCUGGCUCACAAGAGGUACCAGAACCAUCCGAAGGGGGUCAAAAGGCAAGGUGGCACGUCGCUCAUCAGAUUCUGGAGGCGCAGGAAAAGUUAAUUCAGAUCUUAACGGGAUAAGCCUAAAAAAUGAAAGUAUCCGAGCUUCUGCUUAUUCACCAAUCACAGUUCUGUACGUUCAGGGCAAAUCGUCCUCAAUGUCUGGCUGCCUCAACUGCUUCUCCACCCCUCUCGUAAAAGAAGGGCGACUGAACACGUUCAGGUCCCCUAAAAAUCUCCCCCGUUCCAGCAGUGUCAUUUCCACAGCCGAGGGCUCAUCUCGACGCUCCAGUGUCAGCAGCGACUGCAGGGUGACGGUUAAGGCCGAGCCCGUAGAGAGCGGCGCACAGCAGGAAACGCCGACUCAGAGUCAAGAACGAGACUCGGCCUCUAAGAACGGCGAGCCUGAGCUCGUUCCUCCUGCUAAACCUCCAAGAGAUCCAGCAGCUGUCCUCACAAAACACCACAAAACUCCCGUGCAGGAGUCACUUCUUGGCUCCUCGUUCACGUUUACCUCUGUCUUCUCAAACACGAUCUUCAGUGACUCUGAGGUCACAACAACAACUGGCCAAGACGUCCUGGACAUCGGUCAGACGUUACUCUGUCCGAAUCCAUCACCGGUGCAAAGCUCUCUCGUUGAGAGCCAAGAAACUGCUGAGAAGAYGCCACUAACACUGCUUACCUCUGAAAAUGAGGAAAGUCCAAAGGAAGARCAUUCAGCUGGGUUUGAAGGAAAGAGUCAGCUGCUUACAACCACAUAAAAACAGCCCUCAUGUGUGUUCAGGUAUUAUUUCCUCAUCACAUCAAUUCAAACACACCUUAUUAUACUGUGUGUACGUAUAUAAGCUGUUCCCUGCAGACUACAUGAUUGUAAAAUUAAUUUUAUUGGUGUGUUUAAUAAAAAAGUUAUGUAGACAAAAGCAGAUCUAGUCAGUUCCAGUUGAAUGUUCUCAUUCUGGUUCUCUUUUGAAAUGGUUGUUGUAUUCUUUUUUUUUUCUCCAUAAUUAUUUUGUUUGGUAAAUGGUUUAAUAAUUUAUUUUACUUUUUCUCUGCCAAUAUGACAACCAUAUUUAUGCUGUUUGUGUUUGCAAAUAUUUUCUCCAUUUUGAUUUUAUUUAUUUACACCUCUUUUUUGCUCAUAUUAAACCCUUAAAUUAUUACAUUCCUUUGUGCAGCUCUCGAAUUUUACUGAAUGUUUACGCGUGAGAAAAUUUGUGUAUCUUGUGAGAGAUUAUAAAUCUGAAUAUUAUUUUCCCAUAAUAAACUUAUGUGAAAAGUU
Molecule: messenger RNA, 6164 nt
Organism: Austrofundulus limnaeus
Lineage: Eukaryota; Metazoa; Chordata; Actinopteri; Cyprinodontiformes; Rivulidae
Product: girdin
Exons: 29
Coding region: 247-5646 (1799 amino acids)
Biological process (GO): cytoskeleton-dependent intracellular transport; cytoplasmic microtubule organization
Cellular component (GO): cytoplasm; centrosome
Molecular function (GO): microtubule binding; dynein light intermediate chain binding
Source: RefSeq, a predicted model, not a curated record